CUCAAGUUGAACGUCACCUUUAUGUGAAGCUUACUUACCUCUCAAAGCUCUCACCCAUAGAACAUUGUCUUUCUAAAUAUCAACGCCAACUCCCGCCCACCGGAACAUCCCACCACAGGAAGAAAAAUUGGAUAUGGCCUCGAAAGGAACCAAACCCGUCGGUGCUGAGCGCCACUGCCUCGUCACAGUCGGCGCCACAGCCCGUUUUACCCAGCUGCUGACUGAGGUCCUGGGCUCCGCGUUCCUCGACUUCCUCGCCAAGAACCGCUACACCCACCUCACUCUGCAGUGCGGCAAGGACUAUGAGCACUUCUCUCGUCACGUCCUGCCCCCACUCAAGGACCGGCACCCGAACCUGGAGAUUACCGCCUUCGACUUCGUCGACGACCUGACCGUCGAGAUGAUAAAAUGCCGGGCUCAGCCGGGCGUUCGCGAGGCCGGCGUGGUCAUCUGCCAUGCAGGCACAGGUACCAUUCUCGACGGGAUGCGCGUCAGCGUUCCUCUCGUCGUUGUCCCGAACCCGACCCUCAAGGACAACCACCAAGUCGAGCUGGCUGAGGAGAUCCAGCACCAGGGUUACGGGAUCUGGGGCCGCCUCGGCGACAUCUCGUGGGCCAUAGAGCAGCUGGCCCUACAGCUUGAUAAGACUGAGCGGCAGUUCCGGCCUCACUCUGUGGACAGCGAAGUGGCCGCCAUCAAUGUGGACUUGUGGCAGGUCAGCAGCGCCAUGAUGGGCCGGUACUCUGGGGCGCCUACUCCUCCUGCGAAGAUGGCCAAGGUCAAUGGCAGUGAAAGUGCUGUUACUGGCCUUGGUGAGGUGCAGCGGGAGGAGGUCGCGCAGAUGACGAUGGACUAGAAGCCCCAUCGGCGUCGGCCACCUCCUUCAUCCUUCUGGUAGUGGGAGGUGACUCUGACGAUUCGCGACGAAGGUAGACGGAGCAGAAUGGCUGUAGACAUGUGCGGUUUGGGACGAAAAAGCUUAUUCUGGACGUGCGGGAGAUACCCAAUUUCAUGUGGCGUUUUUGGUUAGGAGGAGAUAACA
Colletotrichum navitas is the source of this 1042-nucleotide messenger RNA. RefSeq names its product glycosyltransferase family 28 domain-containing protein. The record is from RefSeq and is a predicted model, not a curated record. The transcript has 2 exons. Gene Ontology annotation, molecular function: hexosyltransferase activity. The coding region runs from base 134 to 856 and encodes 240 amino acids. Gene Ontology annotation, cellular component: UDP-N-acetylglucosamine transferase complex. Gene Ontology annotation, biological process: dolichol-linked oligosaccharide biosynthetic process. Lineage: Eukaryota; Fungi; Ascomycota; Sordariomycetes; Glomerellales; Glomerellaceae.